Messenger RNA from Prunus mume (Japanese apricot), 658 nucleotides. Its product is annotated as NADH-ubiquinone oxidoreductase-like protein. Lineage: Eukaryota; Viridiplantae; Streptophyta; Magnoliopsida; Rosales; Rosaceae. Gene Ontology annotation, cellular component: respiratory chain complex I. The record is from RefSeq and is a predicted model, not a curated record. Gene Ontology annotation, biological process: mitochondrial respiratory chain complex I assembly.
CAAAAACUAUUUUUUCUUAAAGAUACAACCUACAGAAAAUACACCCUCAAAUCCAUUUACAAAACAUAGUUCAUAAUCCACCGUCCAUUUACAAGAAGAAUACGCAUUCGACGGUCACGAUUAACUGAUUAGUUUGUUCAUUUUUCUAUUUUUGAUAUUUUUUUGGGACGUCUUUACAGGCGAAAAUUUCCAUCGGUUUACAUUGGUACCGCCCACAGUCAGCGGCAGCUUGAGCGAAGCAACCAUUAAAUCCCGAUUAAUUUUGAACCCAUUAACCAUCGUCGACAACGCUACCGGCAAAUUGAUUUGAUUCGACGCUCAGUGAGAGACGAAAAUGGCAUCGGGUUGGGGAAUCACAGGGAACAAAGGGCGCUGCUACGAUUUCUGGGUGGACUUCAGCGAGUGCAUGUCUCGCUGCCGUCAGCCCAAGGACUGUGUUCUUCUUCGCGAAGACUACCUCGAGUGUCUUCACCACUCCAAAGAGUUUCAACGAAGAAACCGAAUUUACAAGGAGGAGCAGCGUAAAAUAAGGGCAGCUGCACGGGCCAAAGAGGGUGGAGAGGUUGAUAAGCAUCACCAUCCAUAGCAGAAAUCGAUCAUCAUUUGAACUGAAGAAAUAAUAAAUGUUUGGAGAAUGGAUGCUGUAUUUUUUUUCCAA